Messenger RNA from Penicillium waksmanii, 3156 nucleotides. RefSeq lists its product as uncharacterized. Gene Ontology annotation, molecular function: protein kinase activity; ATP binding. Bases 1 to 3156 code for a protein of 1051 amino acids. Lineage: Eukaryota; Fungi; Ascomycota; Eurotiomycetes; Eurotiales; Aspergillaceae. Gene Ontology annotation, biological process: signal transduction; protein phosphorylation. Gene Ontology annotation, cellular component: cytoplasm. The record is from RefSeq and is a predicted model, not a curated record. The transcript has 2 exons.
AUGGCCAUCUCUCUUGCCAACAACAACAACUGUAGCCCGACGCGGCUGGGUCUAGUCCCUGAGGAAAAAGUGUCGAAGAAGCAGAGCAUGUGGCAUAAAUUAGGUCUGCGAAGAUGGCUGGGCCGCGACGAUCGAGAUUCUUCCGACAAUGACUCUUCCUCCCCCCACAACAACCACAACAAUAACAACAACCACAACCGCGCUGCCUCGGUGGAUAGCAACUCGCGCUCCAGACAGGACAACUUGACCCGUCGACUGUCUCGCCGCGUAGGGGUUGGUUUACCCCGAUCGACACCCUUCAAAAGAUCGAUUCCCGAGCUUCCAGACCGUCUAGCGCCCGAACAUGAACAGCGUCGCGCCCAGUCCGCCGACCGCAGUAGCCCCUCGAACGCCCGAUCUCAGUCUCCACUACCACCAACGGGCCCACGACUGUCCGCACCAGAGGUUCAGUGGCUCGGCCCGACACAUACUACCAUGGUUGACGAGCCCCUGGACGAUUUCGAUCCUUUUGCAUCCCCCGAGCCCCUCGAACCCCUCGAACUCGUCGAAUCCGAGGAACCAAAUGAAGAAACCAGUCUCUAUGCCGGCUGGGAAGGAGACCUGACAACCGAUCCCCCUGAGGUGGAGGCGCCGGCGCCAGACACAAUCGAUAUGGAUCUGGAUAAUCGAUGGAUCCUCAAUCUGAGUAUGCACUUUCGGGAUCGUUCAGAAAGGGAGAAGUUUUUCAUCACCUACGUCGAAAAUCCCUACCAAUGGCGACGAGUGACAAUUUCCUGCGAUUACCGUGGGGCAGAGCCCGAUUCACUGGAAGCUGAUCUGAAGGGACUUCGAUAUCAGCGAGACAAAAGCGUUCGCAUUUACGAGUCACUCCGUGAUUCCCUUCCUGACAUCCAGUUCUACGAUACUGUGACGAAUCUGAAGGUUGAAACUAGCGAUGGUCGUCUCCACGUUCACGUCACCGAGGACGUAAACGAAAUCAUUCCCUACCCUCCCAUUUCCAGCAUCGGCCAUCUCGCAGGCGCUCGAUGCAUUCCAGAAACCCACCUCCACUUCGAUGCGCAUCUUUCCGGGUUUGUUUAUAAAGUACAACAGGAUGGACAUAAUUUUAUCAAGAAGGAAAUUCCCGGGCCCGACACCGUCGAUGAAUUCCUUUACGAGAUCAAUGCUCUCCACGCCCUGGUCGGCUCGCCCAAUGUGAUUCAAGUGGGAGGCAUUGUGGUGGAUGAGCACCACCAGAAGGUCAAGGGGCUUCUCAUUAGCUAUGCUGAACGAGGUGCCCUGGUCGAUAUCCUGUACGAUCAACGUGGUCGCAUUCCCUUUGCUAGGCGGGAGCGGUGGGCCAAAGAAAUUGUCCAGGGUUUAUGCGAGAUCCACGAGUCCGGCUACGUCCAAGGCGAUUUCACUCUGUCAAAUAUUGUGGUGGACGCGGACGAUAAGGCCUUUAUUAUCGACAUAAAUCGCAGGGGCUGCCCCGUUGGAUGGGAACCCCCCGAAAUUGCUCAGAAAAUUGAGAGCAACCAACGGAUCUCGAUGUACAUUGGCGUCAAGACAGACCUCUACCAGCUCGGCAUGACAUUGUGGGCAUUGGCAAUGCAAGAAGAUGAGCCUGAGCGACAACCUCGUCCAUUAUUCCUUGGUUUUGAUGUGGACGUGCCAGAUUACUAUCGACGAAUAGUCGAUAUCUGUCUGAGCCCAAUGCCUCGACACAGAAUAUCCGCCAAAGAACUGCUCUCAUUCUUUCCCACGCAUCUAUUUCCCCGACCAGACCACCGAUUUCCAUGCGCCACCUCGGCAACGACCCACCUUCCCAAAAGCAAUCUUGUCGAUCCCCAGCGCACGAGAACCACACCCAAUCUCAAUCUAUUCACCCCUGUCUCCUCAUUGAAGUAUUCGAGUGAGCAGGAUAUCGAUAUUUCUCCGCCCCUAUUCCACGACCACCCUGGCCAGGGCAAAAGAUCGACCGUCACACUAGCUGAUUCCAAUGACGGAGUCGCUUUUCCAUCUCGACAUUCUUCCGCGUCCACUCUAAACCACCAUGAAUCCAAUGGUCUGGACGGCGGGUGUUGGAAUGAAGAUUCCCACUCUUCAUUCCGAGAACCAGCUUCGGAAUUGCCAACUGAUCAUCAAAUACAAACCGAUGUACCAUCUGUGUGGGAAAGUACAGUUGGUCACGGCUUCGGUCCAAUGGAAACGGAUCUCCAGCCACGACUCUGUGAAUCACACACCGAAUCAGAGGAAUCGACCGAGUCUUCGUACCACUCUUCCAAUGCUACAACGGCGAGCGAGCAAUUAUCUAAUGGGCUUGGUCUCGCCCAUGAUGAGGAAUCCCAAUCUGCUCCCACCGAUAGAAACAAUGCGCCUCUUGUGCGAACAAAUGAGUUUCCUGAACCAUCAACAUCCCUGUUUCUCUCGGCUUUGCCCAUCAAUCCAGCUCUCUCCAAGCGCAAGUCGUUUCCUCCGGAUGUUAGCAGCAUUCGCCGAGGCGAGGACAGCUCCGCUCAGUCCAACCCUUCGCACCAUCAAUUGGCAUUCCUGCUCGCCGAUUCUCAACUGCCAAUCAACCCAGCCGUGGCUCCCCCCGUCCCCUUACUUGUCUCUUCCAAGUCAGAAACCCCAGAGUCUUCGAUACUACCUCUUAAGCAGUCCGUGAUUGCUCCUCACGGGCUGAACAUUUCUCUUUCGGAGUCUCGGCUGCCAAUCAAUCCAGCAAUAGGUAUACCGAAGCGCAAAUCCUUCCCCCCCGCCUCGCUAUCUGACCGAAAAUCUGGAAUACACUUGGUUCAACUUAAAAUGGUUUCUGAGCGACUGGUAUCAUUUCUGUCUGAAUCUCGAUUGCCCAUCAACCCUGCUCUGAACACCUCUGAACCCCAUACCAUUCUCCCGGCCUCGGAGAAUAAACCACGCCCCGGAUUACGACCAGCACGCUCGCCUAUUCAAUGCCGCCCGACGCCGUCUCUAUCCGAAUCUAUAUUACCCAUCAACCCCGCCCUGAGUAUUCCUGAACACAACACCAUUCCUUCGGUGUCAGAGAAAAAACCAUCCCCCGGGCUACGACCAGCACGACCCUCCAUCCAACGCCGACUGUCAUCAUCUUUGUCCGAAUCGCAAUUACCAAUCAAUCCCGCGUUUAGAAACAUCCAUGUCAAUCUCUUCUGA